This is a messenger RNA of Epithele typhae, 720 nucleotides long. Its product is annotated as PRP38-domain-containing protein. The record is from RefSeq and is a predicted model, not a curated record. Lineage: Eukaryota; Fungi; Basidiomycota; Agaricomycetes; Polyporales; Epitheliaceae. Gene Ontology annotation, cellular component: precatalytic spliceosome. The transcript is spliced from 7 exons. The coding region runs from base 1 to 720 and encodes 239 amino acids.
AUGGCCAACACCACCGUCCGCGGUGCGACCGCCAUUCAUGGCCAGAAUCCUCAGUACCUAGUCGAAUCCCAUUGUUUCGCACUGACUGGCCAUCGGGGCGUAUACGGCAACCAAAAACCCACCGAGUUCUUGUGCCUGCUCCUCAAGCUCCUACAGAUCCAGCCAGAGAAGGAGAUUCUGAUAGAGUAUCUGCGAGCGGAUGAAUUCAAAUAUCUAAGAGCACUGGCUGUGUUCUACAUCCGCAUGACGUUCCGACCAGCCGAGGUGUAUGAAAUACUGGAACCCUUGCUCAAAGACUACAGAAAACUACGAUAUCUGGGCAUGGGAGGGUACACCCUCACCUACAUGGACGAGUUCGUCGACCAGCUCCUCAACGAAGAGCGUGUCUGCGACCUCAUCCUGCCCCGAAUGACAAAACGCGAUGUGCUGGAAGACGCGGGCGACAUCGGCCCCCGGAAGAGCCGCCUGCUGGACGCGAUGGAGGGCAAGAGCGAGCACGGCAGCGAGAGGGGCAGAAGCAGAGCAGGAGCAGGAGCAGAAGCUCGGACAGGAGCAGGUCGGGACGGACAGGCCCUCCGUCGCAGUCCCCGGGCCAUAGUGGAGGCGCAGCGACAUCGCUCCGGCUCGCGGUCGCCGUACCGGUCGAGGAGCAGGAGCAUCUCGCCGGACAGGCGCGACGGCUCUGCGGGUGGGUCGCCCGCGCGAUCUCCCAGUCGUUAG